AUGGCCCUCGUUUGCGGGAUUCAUCGAAUUGGCGUAUCGAUUCCUCCCCAUCGUAAUCGGAAAGCUGAUUCAGACCGGCAGCAGAAGAGUUGGUACUGGUUGGUGGUGGUCAUCGCUUACUGGGCCAUCGGCACUGGCAACGGCGCGGCGGAACUCGAAGUCCAAACCACCGAGAUGAAUGCGACCGAGUGCAACAGCCUGAUUGCCUCGGUCGAGUGGACCGAGCCGCGGAAGAUCCUGCUGCUGGCCAUCCUCAUCUUCAUCGACGUGCUGGUCAUCGUCGGCAAUACGCUCGUGGUGGCCGCCGUCACCAGCUCGCAUAAGCUUAGGAGUGUUACCAAUUUUUUCAUCGUUAGUCUAGCCGUUGCCGAUUUGUUAGUUGGAUUAGCUGUAUUGCCGUUUUCGGCCACCUGGGAGGUGUUCAAGAUUCCAAGCUACCGGGGAACUGUUGGCCGAAAGGAAGAGUUUUGUCCACAUUACUCGCAAAAGAUGGCCAAGUGCGUCAAGCAACAGUACAGACAGCAGGGGGAAUAUUCCAAAGAUCAGCAGUCAACCUAG
Molecule: messenger RNA, 558 nt
Organism: Armigeres subalbatus
Lineage: Eukaryota; Metazoa; Arthropoda; Insecta; Diptera; Culicidae
Product: trace amine-associated receptor 7a-like
Exons: 3
Coding region: 1-558 (185 amino acids)
Biological process (GO): chemical synaptic transmission; G protein-coupled receptor signaling pathway, coupled to cyclic nucleotide second messenger
Cellular component (GO): dendrite; plasma membrane
Molecular function (GO): neurotransmitter receptor activity; G protein-coupled serotonin receptor activity; octopamine receptor activity
Source: RefSeq, a predicted model, not a curated record